UUGGUUGUUCGAGACAACUGGCCAAUCAGAGAAGCCGUUCUAAAAGUAAGGGGUAUUCAACAUAGACAUGUCUAUGGUAUUCAACAUGGAGCCGACAGUGGAAAAACUUGAGUCGAUGUUCUUGAAGUCAGAGGCUGAUCUGGAAUACAUUCAGAGACGGCUGAAGCUGGAUUUUAUCAACAGUGCUGCAAAGAGUGGAUGCCCUGCUGAGGAAGAUGUGACUGUGAUGCUGGAAAAUCUGAAGUCUAUCAAGGCCAAACACUCUGUUCUGAGGUCCCAGGUCAGCAAGAUCACAGAUGCUCAGAAAGAGUCCAUGGAGUUCAUCAAGAACAGACUCAACAGCGCCACGGAGCUGAUCAAACAUUGCCAGCAAACCUCUGAUUUGGAGGUUUAGAGUGAACGUCAUGCCAGUAAACAAGAAUCUACGCUGCCAAGUGAAACAGAAGCUACAGAGAGUGGAAACGGGCUCAGCUGCAGUAAAAUCAGAGAGCAAUAUGCUCCACAUGAAUUAAUAAAUUAUACUGGUAUACUAUGUUAUGCACAUAUUAAAGUUGGAUUAAAGUCAAAA
Molecule: messenger RNA, 568 nt
Organism: Fundulus heteroclitus (mummichog)
Lineage: Eukaryota; Metazoa; Chordata; Actinopteri; Cyprinodontiformes; Fundulidae
Gene: ska2
Product: spindle and kinetochore associated complex subunit 2
Exons: 4
Coding region: 68-394 (108 amino acids)
Biological process (GO): chromosome segregation; mitotic cell cycle; cell division
Cellular component (GO): outer kinetochore; spindle microtubule
Molecular function (GO): microtubule binding
Source: RefSeq, a predicted model, not a curated record